ACCCCUCUCUCACUCAUUGUCCUUUUUUACCCAUUCCUGCACCCACCCGAGAACAAGAAUUCGAUCCCAUUCCAAUUCCACCCACUUGCUUGGCGAAUUACUACCGCCGAUUCGGCCGACAGCGAUGGCCUCUUCCGCCGACGAGGGCUUACCGCCGCUGACGCCGAUCAAGAUGGCGCCUCCUUCGACGUCCGCCGCUGAUGCCGCCUCGGCCGCUCCGUCCCAGGCGACGUCGACAACGAAGAUGCAGGUGUCUGCAGAAUAUGAGGACGCGACGAAGGUGGCGGUGAAGGAGGACCGGGAGGACCCGUCGACGCCCAGGUCGGAGGAGAGCAGGCUCCGGGCGCCUGAGGUGUGCCCUCCGGCGCCGGUGCCUCGUAUGCCGUCCGUGAAGCGGAAGUCGCGGCCUAUUUUUACGACGACGACAGCCCGGACAUACCUCUUCGUCCCGCGAGACCUCUCCGCCGUGUUCCGGACCAUGCCGCCAGAGAAGCGGAUCCGGGCGUCCUGAUUCUGCUGUUGCUGCGAUCUGCCACCGGCCGGCCGGCCUCUCGAUCGCCAAGGAAAACUGAAAGCAUUAGUGCCGCAGGCUGUGCGCUUCAGGAAAUGGCUGGCUAGCCACCAUGCAGAGUCCCAGCUGUACCAUCUUUCAGAAAUGUACUCAGUUCAUUUCCUAAUAGCUCCAGCUGCUGCAUACUGAUAUGAUUAUAUGAAUCGUGCAGUGCUGCAAGAGUGAUAAUUUUCUACCUGUCCGUCCAGACAAACGGGGAGGAACUGACUGAGACGGAGGCAAUUCGACGGCAACCGAUGAUCGCUGCAGUGACAAGAAGGAAGGAGAAGCGAAGGAUCUGCCGCUAGACAAGCGAAAGGAACAGCAGCAUGCAUGAAUGCUUUCGCAGCCUUGCAGUUGCAGCCACGGCCAGGCUGCAGAUGUGUGUCACAGCACAGGCUGAAUUUCGCAGCACAUGCCCGACCGAUCUCCUCCCUGCAGCCACAGCCACUGUGCGUACGUUGAGACCAGUGGCCUGCAUGCAUGAAUUCAGGCAGCAGGCGCCCGACGAGCAGCGCCAGGGGAAAAGGACGGGAGAGAUGGCUGCAAACAAGGCCUUUUACUCAUGGUGGUCCUCCGCUUGUCGCCUCCAUGUCCAUGGAUCCAUCGCCGACGACGACGACUCGAUCCUCUCUGACCGCCUGCCGGACAGUAGAUCUACUGCCGACGGGGACGGCGCACACGUAUCGGCCGGUUGAGGAGGCAGAUAAUUCCGCGCCGUUCGUACGCGCGCGCACGUUGGAUCAACUGAUCGUCGACAGCUUGUGUCGUACCAUGUAUGAUCGAUGGAUCAUUUGUGAAACCUUGUUAUAUAAUUCAUGUAAAGGUUCAAGAUUUCGACGAUGGAGA
Molecule: messenger RNA, 1399 nt
Organism: Lolium perenne
Lineage: Eukaryota; Viridiplantae; Streptophyta; Magnoliopsida; Poales; Poaceae
Source: RefSeq, a predicted model, not a curated record